Molecule: messenger RNA, 1545 nt
Organism: Penicillium subrubescens
Lineage: Eukaryota; Fungi; Ascomycota; Eurotiomycetes; Eurotiales; Aspergillaceae
Product: sulfatase family protein
Exons: 1
Coding region: 1-1545 (514 amino acids)
Source: RefSeq, a predicted model, not a curated record
AUGGCAUUCAAAAAGCGCCCCAAUAUCAUAUUUGUUAUGGCCGAUGACCACGCCUCGAAAUCUAUAUCCUGCUACGGUGCUGGCAUCAACCACACCCCGAAUCUCGAUCGUAUUGCUGCAGAAGGGAUGCGUUUCAACCACUGCUACGUAACCAACAGCAUCUGCACACCAUCCCGGGCAGCAAUCCUCACGGGGACGCACAACCACGUUAAUGGAGUGAUGACUCUCGACUCCAAGAUCAACAAACACAUCCCUAAUGUCGCAAAGCAACUCCGAUCGGGCGGGUAUCAAACGGCUAUGGUGGGAAAGUGGCAUCUGGGCGAGGGAAAAGAUCAUGAACCAACUGGAUUCGACCACUGGAGUGUGGUGCCCGGACAGGGCGAAUACUUCGAUCCCCAGUUCAUUGGUCCAGACGGUACAACUCGCGUGCCUGGGUACGCGACUGAUAUAAUCACUGACAAGAGCCUGGACUGGAUUAAAAACCGUGAUCCACAACGGCCAUUCUUCCUUAUGUGUCAUCAUAAAGCUCCCCACCGGUCCUGGGAAUGCGAUCCGAGGCAUCGCCAUCUGUACACAGAUCCAGUGCGCCUCCCGGACACAUUCACUGAUGAUUACAAAAAUCGUGCCAAAGCGGCAAAGAUAGCCAAGAUGCGAGUGGCCGAGGAUCUCACAUACGGAGAUCUGGGGUUAGCGCAGCCUGAAGGAACCUCCGACCUCAUAGGGAACAAGAUGGUCGAUGCUUGGUGGUGGCAGGAUCGAAAGAUUCCCGCGCCAGAGGAUGUCACAAAGCUACGACUCAUCGACAAGAACGAUGGCACCGUCUUCACCUUCAAAACGCCGGCGGAGCUAGCAAAGUUCAAGUUCCAACGGUACAUGCAGCGCUAUUUACGCACGAUUCAAAGCAUCGACGACAACGUCGGUCGCAUGCUUGACUUUCUCGACGCUGAAGGCCUUGCCGAUGAUACAAUUGUCAUUUAUACCUCAGAUCAGGGGUUCUUUCUAGGCGAGCACGGCUGGUUCGAUAAGCGCUUCAUGUACGAGGAGAGUUUCCAGAUGCCGUUUCUCAUACGAUACCCGCGUGAGAUCACGGCAGGUACAAUUUGCGACGAUAUCAUCUGCAAUGUAGACUUUGCUCCAACUUUUCUUGAUUUUGCCGGGGUACCUGUGCCAACGUACAUGCAGGGUGUUAGCUUCCGAUCGCUAUUGCACCAAAAAACACCUGAUUAUUGGCAGCAAGUGGCGUAUCAUCGCUACUGGAUGCAUCGGGACAUCAUUCAUGAGGCAUACGCCCAUUACGGUGUACGCGAUCAGCGAUACAAGUUGAUCUAUUGGUAUAACGAGGACUUUGGCCUCGAAGGCACGCGCCCGGGAGGCGAGGAAAAGGAAUGGGAACUGUUUGAUUGUCAGGAAGAUCCAUUGGAGCUUUUUAAUCGUUACCAUGACCUGGAAUACCGGCAGGUUGUUGAGCGGAUGACGAAGUUGCUGGAUGAUAAGAUGGAAGAGAUCGGCGAUGAACCUGUUCAUACUCGCAUUAGCUCUGCCUAG